CGGUGAGGACGUUAUUGCAGUCGUCACAGUUCAGUGUUCUUAAUCUGUGCGUCCAUGUACACAUAUAUGUCCUUUAUUACACUCUAUUAAAUAGAGUAACAUCGUUAAUAACUGUUUGCAUCCGGUUAUAUUAGUCUGAGCGCACUUCUCGAGCUAGUUAGCUUAGCUUGUUAGCUGCUAACAAAGAGAGGCGGAAGUGAUGAAAACACAUCGCUAAGCAGAGAUCAAGUGUGAGUGUAAAGUGUUGUGAUUGUGUGAAAAUGUGCGAAAGAACCAUAGCAGAGUACGAGGAGGAACUUUGUCCAACAAAAGAGGAGAAGGAGCGACAACAUGAAAAACAUCAAGUUGUGUUACACACAACAGACAUCCAUCAGCUGAUUGGACACCAAGAAGAAUGUCUCCCUCAUCUACAGGGGGACAGUUUCACUUUAGAGGAUCCACAGCCCUCACAUUUUAAAGGGGACAAGGAGGAUCCACAGCCCCCUUAUUUUAAAGAGGAAGUGGAGGGAGAGUGUCCUGUAGGGCAGGAGGAGGAUGAUGUCAGCAAGUUUCCAUUGACUGUUGUCUCUGUGAAGACUGAAGAGCAUGAAGACAAAGCACCUGAGUCCUCACAGCUUCAUCACAGUCCAAACGUUCAACAGCCCCUUCACAUUAACGAGGAAGAGGAUGAUCCACAGCCCACCCACAUGAAAGAGGAAGAGGAGGAUCCACACAUGAAAGAGGAAGAAGAGGGAGAGUGUGUUGUAGGGCAGGAGGAGGAUGUUGUCUGCAAGUUUCCACUGACUGUUGUCUCUGUGAAGACUGAAGAGCAUGAAGACAAAGCACCUGAGUCCUCACAGCUUCAUCACAGUCCAAACGUCCAGCGGGUGUCAGCGGGGAGUCAUGAAGAGGAGUGGCACACCAGUGUGGGACAGAAGGAGCUACAGGCCCCCUCCCACAUUAAAGAGGAGCAGCUUCAUGAUGAAGAUGAAGCUCAGUCCUUACAGCUUCAUCACAGUCAAAGUGAGGAGAACAGAGGGGCGGAGCUUGUAAGUCAACACAUCACAGAAGCUGAUGGAGAGCAUUGUGAAGAUAUCAAGUCAGAACCAGACAGCAUCUUUGCUCCACUGUCAGACAUGGACCACAUGAUGUCACACUCUUCUGAUCACAGUGACCACAUCCAAAAACCUUUGGAGAGUAAAAAUGACUCUAAAGGUGAUACGAGACAUCACACUAACAACAAACACUUUGACUGCUCUGAAUGUGGGAAAUCAUUUAGACGGAAGAGUCAUUGUACAGUACACAUGAGAAUACAUACUGGAGAGAAACCUUUUACUUGCUCUGUUUGUAAGAAGAGUUUCUCCACAAAGCAAAACAUGACCACACACAUGAGAACACACACUGGAAAGAAACCUUUUGCUUGCUCAGCUUGUGCUAAAAGAUUCAACAUAAAGAAUGACAUGAUAUUACACAUGAGAACACACACAGGUGAGAAACCUUUUACUUGCUCUGUUUGUAAGAAGAGUUUCUCUAGAAAGCAACACAUGACCACACACAUGAGAACACACACUGGAGAGAAACCUUUUUCUUGCUCAGCUUGUGCUAAAAGAUUCAACACUAAGAAUUACAUGAUAUUACACAUGAGAACACACACAGGUGAGAAACCUUUUACUUGCUCUGUUUGUAAGAAGAGUUUCUCCAGAAAGGAACAUAUGACCACACACAUGAGAACACACACUGGAAAGAAACCUUUUGCUUGCUCAGCUUGUGCUAAAAGAUUCAACAUAAAGAAUGACAUGAUAUUACACAUGAGAACACACACAGGUGAGAAACCUUUUACUUGCUCUGUUUGUAAGAAGAGUUUCUCUAGAAAGCAACACAUGACCACACACAUGAGAACACACACUGGAAAGAAACCUUUUGCUUGCUCAGCUUGUGCUAAAAGAUUCAACAUAAAGAAGGACAUGAUAUUACACAUGAGAACACACACAGGUGAGAAACCUUUUACUUGCUCUGUUUGUAAGAAGAGUUUCUCCAGAAAGGAACACAUGACCAUACACAUGAGAACACACACUGGAGAGAAACCUUUUGCUUGCUCAGCUUGUGCUAAAAGAUUCAACACUAAGAAGAACAAUAUAUUACACAUGAGAACACACACUGGAGAGAAACCUUUUGCUUGCUCAGUGUUAGAAUAAUUAUGUAUGUAUUAACACACUAACUUUAGUAUGCUUAAAGUUUGUUGCUUUAGUUAUUAGUUAUUGUGCUCAAGUUAGACUUUUCUAUUUGAGCAAGGACAAAAACUUCUUGUCUGAGGGGUGGCCUCAGCCACAGAUGUUAUCUUUGUUUUAGCCCGCUAACAGCCAAGGACUUCAAGGACCUCAACGGAGAUAAGAUGACAACACGCAGACGAAGCGGAGACAAGGCGAAAUCACAAGGCCCCCACCACAUUCUGUCACGUAUAGUGCGUCCUGGACCUGCUUUGCAUAAUAUAUGUGACCACUCUUUUUAGAGGCGGCCUCAGUGAUGUUGACUGUGGAACUACUGAAUAAAUAGAGGGACGCGGGAGCUGAACCUUAGAGCGUAGGGCGAGACUGUGACUAA
Nerophis lumbriciformis (worm pipefish) is the source of this 2580-nucleotide messenger RNA. RefSeq lists its product as uncharacterized. Gene Ontology annotation, biological process: regulation of transcription by RNA polymerase II. Gene Ontology annotation, molecular function: DNA-binding transcription factor activity, RNA polymerase II-specific; RNA polymerase II cis-regulatory region sequence-specific DNA binding. Lineage: Eukaryota; Metazoa; Chordata; Actinopteri; Syngnathiformes; Syngnathidae. The record is from RefSeq and is a predicted model, not a curated record. Gene Ontology annotation, cellular component: chromatin; PcG protein complex; transcription regulator complex.